GUAAAAUCAUAACAAGUUAAGCUCUAGAUUACUCUCUCGGCUACAACAGGCCCACCAUUAACUUUUCGAAUGCUUCUAUAUGUUUCCUAAUACACCUUACCAGAUAUCAUUAUUUCAAGAGUCUCACCAUGGUAUUGUUGCAUCAGGCAAUUUGCUCAGAGUAGAAAGUCUCUUUCUAAGUCCAUCUAGUAUCAUUGGCAUGGUUUGUGUGGCAGUCAUGGCGCCUUCCUACGUUAUUCGUAUUGUUUGACUCUUUUCGAAUUUGAUGUUUGACUCAAUACAUAUCGUUGAACACGAACGAUAGUUUUAAGGAAUACACACAUACCUCUUUCUAACUUCCUCCUUGAUAGAUUUGGAAUAUUAUUUUUAUGUUGGACGCAAUACACCGGUAGUAUGUCCUUUCAAACCGGGAGCAAAGCAACAAAUCUAGAACAUAGGAUGGCCCCAGCUGACGAGCCCUUAUAAUCAGC
Aspergillus pseudotamarii is the source of this 470-nucleotide messenger RNA. RefSeq lists its product as uncharacterized. The record is from RefSeq and is a predicted model, not a curated record. Bases 80 to 250 code for a protein of 56 amino acids. NCBI's taxonomy places the organism in Eukaryota, Fungi, Ascomycota, Eurotiomycetes, Eurotiales, Aspergillaceae. The transcript has a single exon.